Molecule: messenger RNA, 1188 nt
Organism: Fonsecaea multimorphosa CBS 102226
Lineage: Eukaryota; Fungi; Ascomycota; Eurotiomycetes; Chaetothyriales; Herpotrichiellaceae
Exons: 2
Coding region: 1-1188 (395 amino acids)
Biological process (GO): tRNA wobble uridine modification
Cellular component (GO): nucleus; cytosol; elongator holoenzyme complex
Molecular function (GO): tRNA binding
Source: RefSeq, a predicted model, not a curated record
AUGUCCCAUCCGCCCCUCCCCCACCGCCGCACCCACAACCUCCUCCUAAUCUCCAAGCUCCUGUCGCUGUCCCAGCAGCAGCACGCGCAAACCUCGCCGUUCACGCUGGUUCUCGACUCGCUGGAGCAGCCCGCGCGGCCGCUGACGCGCGAGUAUCUCCGGCGGGCGCGACUGUUGUCGAGGGGAGCCGGCGUGGUGGUGGUUUUUCUGGGGUUCGAGACCCUCACAAAGCCCGUCGGCGCGGAUUACUUUGUGCCUUGUUACCGGUAUUGUCAGGACGAAGGCCAAGGGCAAGGGCAGGGACUAGGACUAGGUAGACGGGCAGGGAUGGGGACGGGAGAGAAGAUCGCAAGGGAGGUGGGUGAUAUUCUUCGGCGGAGUGGAGGAAAGAGAUUCUUGAUCAUGAUUGAUUCCCUGACGACACUGGCAUCUCUCUCCAUACAGCCGACAGCGAAUCUCAACCUGACGGCAUUCCUCUCCUCCCUGCUCCAGCCACCGGCGCUCCAGACAAAAGGUGCGGAGCAGGUCGAGGGCCCACAAAUCUCAUUAGUCGCUGUUUACCACACUGACGUCCCCUUACCGUCUCCGCCUCCCUCGACCAUACCAUCUGCGGUGCUUUCAAAUUCAUACUCGCCUUCUCCCCUCUCACUGUUGUCAUACCUCGCCACCACAGUGAUAACGGUACAUUCGCUCCCAAUCCUCCUCGCCGAAAAGUCUGCCCGUUCAAAAUCCCUCGCUGCGCCGUCCUUUGGCCUCUCGGAAGAGACCGAGGGCGUGGUAAUCGGUCUGAAGCCGAAGUCUCUGACGAAAUUGAAUCAGGGCGAACGCGGGGUUGUGUUAGAAUUGGAGCACCGUAGGAGGAGUGGCCGGGGAGUCAGAGAGUGGUUCUUCUUGCCUACGUCCGGAGGCACGAUGAAGAAGAGCGACGGCCAGCCGUUUCGGGAGAUCGUCACUCUACUGGAUGACCACCCAUUGUUCCGCAAGUCGGAUGAGGGAGAGAGCGUGGAGGAGCUCUCGGGCAUGACGUUCGAGUUGGGACUGACAGAGCGCCAACGCCUCGAGCGAGAAGGGGUUGUGCUGCCGUACUUCGAUGCUCAGAAAGCCGGCGGCGGAGCGGGCGAGGGUGGGCGGAUCUUGUAUGACAUGGGUGUUGAGGAUGACUUUGACGAAGAAGAGGAUGAGAUCUGA